This is a messenger RNA of Oncorhynchus gorbuscha (pink salmon), 3008 nucleotides long. RefSeq names its product Rho guanine nucleotide exchange factor 15b (gene arhgef15b). Gene Ontology annotation, biological process: activation of GTPase activity. The transcript has 16 exons. Bases 1 to 2439 code for a protein of 812 amino acids. The record is from RefSeq and is a predicted model, not a curated record. Gene Ontology annotation, molecular function: guanyl-nucleotide exchange factor activity; protein binding. NCBI's taxonomy places the organism in Eukaryota, Metazoa, Chordata, Actinopteri, Salmoniformes, Salmonidae.
AUGUCCCUCCCGGAACCUUCCAUACACCCCGCGUCCCCCUUACCCUCCAGACCGGAGGCCAAACCCCGGCCCCCAAUCUCUAGGAAACCCCCUCCCUCCAACGGAUCCCCCUCCACCCCCUCCCAACUCGGGGAGAGGGGCAGCACAGGCAGCAAUUCCAGAGGUAAAGUCAAGAGCAUAGUGAGCAAGUUCAGUCACCCAGAGACUACACCUACCACCAGAGGAUAUGCUACACCAACUGCCAAUGGCACCACCGUCAAACCUCCUCUCCGGACCCGAGGGCCCAGGAGGGCCCCCACGGUCAAGCCCAAACCGUCCCGUGCCUCCAUCCAGCAGUCUGCGAGUCCAGACCAGGCCCCUCCACUGCCCAUGAAGAGGAGCCGGAUCCUGCGGCAGCAGAGCGACCAGGCCAAGAGGGACACCCCUGGAGGAGAGGAGGGCAUCCCAGCCAGUCGAUCAGCACCUGACGGAAAAGAGGUAGAGCUUCAGCUGAUUGGAGGAGUGGAAGUUGAGCCGGAGCACGGUUCAGGCACGCCCCUUAGCCCAUGCUGCGAUCAGGACUGCAGUUGUGUGUGCCACCUCCACCGGCCCGGCAUGAAGCUGAUAUGGUACCCCACCGGGUGGCCCCUCCACCCCCCACCAGCCCCCUGCUGCCCCACAGAGUCCCCCCACCUCAGCCCCCCCAAAACGGGCAGGGACGACAGGAGACUCAGUAACAUCUCCGGCCAUUCCAUCAACCAAGCCAUAAAAGAACAAGAGGAGGAUGGACGCACUGAAGGAGAAAAGGAGGACACAGAGGAAGACUGUAUGCCUGUAGCCCCACCCAGGAGAGGAUCCUAUAUUGACUGGGAGUCCAGACUGCAGGAUGAGCCUCUGUACCAGACGUACCGCGCCACUGUCAUCACCAAGGAGAUCCGGCGCCAGACGGUGUGCCGCAACAUCAGCAAGACUAGUGCCGACUACCACAUGGACUGGACUGCCCGCCGUGGUGGCGUGGGCAUGGGGUCGGGUGGCGUGGGGGCGGUGGGCAGUGGUACUAUUCCAUUGCCCACCCCGGGCCAGAGCACCCUGUGGCAGGACAUACCAGGAGUACGGGACAGUGGGGUGCUGGAGACUCUCAGCCCUGAACAGUGCAAGUACCAGGAGAGUAUGUUUGAGGUGUUGACAUCGGAAGCGUCGUACCUGCGUUCCCUAAGAGUUCUCACAGAACACUUCCUGGAUUCCCGGGAUCUGGACGAAGCGCUGAUCAUCCGGGACAGGAAGACCCUCUUCUCCAAUGUCCUGCGAGUCCGGGAGGUCAGCGAGAGGUUUCUGAAGGACCUGGAGGACCGUAUGGACGAAGGUCUGGUGUUCUCCGACAUCUGUGACAUCAUCCACUACCACGCACAGCACAACUUCCCGGCCUACAUCGACUACGUCCGCAACCAGAUCUACCAGGAGAAGACCUACACAUCCCUCAUGAAAACCAAUGUGGCGUUUGCCACGGUCAUCACCCGUCUGCAGGAGUCUCCUCAGUGCCAGCGGCUGCCAUUCAUGUCCUUCCUGCUGCUGCCCUUCCAACGAAUCACACGCAUUAAGAUGCUCAUCGAGAACAUCCUGAAAAGAACAAAGGAGGGGACUACAGAGGAACAGACCGCCUCCAAGGCCCUGGACUCUGUUUCCAAGAUCAUAGAGGAGUGCAACACCCAAGUGGGGAAGAUGAAACAGGUGGAGGAGUUGAUCCACCUCUCCAAGACGCUGGAGUUUGACAAGCUCAAGGCCAUCCCCAUCAUCUCCCAAACCCGUUUCCUGGAGAAGCGUGGGGAGGUACAGGAGAUGGCUAAAGGGGGCAACAUCUUCAACCUGCGUCCCAAGUUCACCCCUGUCUACCUCUUCCUCUUCAACGACCUGCUCAUCAUCGCCACCAAGAAGGGUUCGGAGCGUUUCGUGGUGAUGGACCACGCCCACCGUUCCCUGGUCCAGGUUCAGCCAAUAAGAGAGGACCAGGCCCUGGGCCCUAGCUAUGAACACUGUUUCUGUCUGACUCUACUGGAGAACCACCAGGGACGCAUGAUGGAGAGGCUGAUGAAGGCCUCCUCACAGUCUGACCUGCACAGGUGGAUAGCAGCGUUCCCUAACCCUGGUAACCAUGAUGGAGAUCAGGAGGAAGUCAUCUAUGAUGACUGGGACUGUCCUCAGGUGCAGUGUGUGGAGCAGUACAUUGCUCAGCAGGCUGAUGAGCUCACCCUGGAACCCACAGAGAUCAUCAACGUGGUGCGCAAGACCAACGAGGGUUUGUACGAGGGGAUCCGUCUCUCCGACGGACAGAAGGGUUGGUUCCCCGUGGAGAAUGUUUUAGAGAUCACCAACGAGCAUGUGCGGCGACGGAACCUUCGGGAGCGCUACCGGGUCUUUCAGGCCGCCAGCAUUGUCACCAACAAGGUCAAGACCCUUCCAUAGUGUUGACGGAACGUCAAGGGAACAUUCCAGAAUAGUAAAGACCAUGCCUUGAGGUCAGCUUAAUGGUGACAGAACAUCAGGAGAACGUCAUUCGAACGUUGACAAAAUGUUACAGAACAUUUAACUGGAUAGGGGAGAGUGAACCAGUGCCUGCUCUGCAUGCUCCCCUGAAUAACUCUUAACUGUAGAUAUGGGAUUUCUGAGAAGCGCUAUCUCACUGUGGGUUUUGACUAGAGGCGGCUUGACAUUUGCAUAAAGUAGAGCAGAGACCGUUUUUUUCUCUACCUGCCCACUAUUAGGGUUCUCGCCGUUCACCUUCCCACAGUUCCCCACACAUUUCUGUGCCCUCGUUGAAAAUGAAUGGGGCAGAACUUGCGGAAUUCAUUGUUUGUGAAAACCCUACGUUAUCAUAUCAUGCAAUUAGCAUGUUUUCAUUUUGUACAGAUUACUCAUUUGUUGGAAGUUAUGGGGGAAUGUUUUUGUUUUUUUAGGGAACUUUAAAGAACCAGGAAAUGAAAAAUAUGGUAGGAGGAUGAUGUACUAAUUUAUUACAGGCAAACAAAAAUGGA